Orbicella faveolata is the source of this 4334-nucleotide messenger RNA. RefSeq names its product transcription factor SOX-9-like. The record is from RefSeq and is a predicted model, not a curated record. Gene Ontology annotation, molecular function: DNA-binding transcription factor activity, RNA polymerase II-specific; RNA polymerase II cis-regulatory region sequence-specific DNA binding. Gene Ontology annotation, biological process: regulation of transcription by RNA polymerase II. NCBI's taxonomy places the organism in Eukaryota, Metazoa, Cnidaria, Anthozoa, Scleractinia, Merulinidae. Gene Ontology annotation, cellular component: nucleus.
GCCUAUCGCAAACAAGUUAUCAACUGGCUCACAGGCAGGCUGCAUUUGAUAUGGUGCUUUUAGCACCUACAACCAAACUUGUUUUAAAUUAUGGCCUUCAUUUCUGAUGAAAAUAUUAAAAAGCACCAUAGUCAUUUUCCUUGGGAUGUUUACUAGUUUUACAAAGGAAACAUCAGAAGACUUAGUUCUAAUUAUGGUGGAUUUAAUCCAGGGGUAAGAAGCCACCGGAAAUACACCCCCGUACUCUGAUUCCCCCGUGCCGGAAGUGCGUCACAUGUCCCCGUUUCGAAGCACGUUUCGCUGUAAAGUUUGUAAACAACUUAAAAACAUUGGGGUCGCGAUUUCCUUGCUCCAAAAAUAGUGUGUACAAAAAAUAUAUUAAACCACGGCAAAUAUGCAACUGAAAUUUGGAAACAGCUUGGUACUAAUUGUCACACAAGUGACUGAUAAAAUGCUCUCGGUAUCUCUUUUGGUGACCUUAGAAAAGUAGCACUUUUGAUAAACAAUCAAACAAAAAUGCGGUUACGCAGUGAUAACACACUCACAGGGACUGCGUUUAAAACAAACAUAGGUCCCGGCUUAACCCUGACAGCGGUAAAGAUAUUUUGAGAUAUUUCGGUUCGUGGUCACGUCGACUUGAUAUUUCAUGACCACAGUUCUUCAAGCGUAGCUGAAAAGUUCACGCAGCGUUGGUCCUGGCGGUUGUUAUCUAUUUAUUUAGUUGGAAUAUUUUUUUGGCUUAUAGCACUCCCUGGAUUAGAACUGAGAGCAGAUAUAUCGCUAGAGACCGCAACACCAUGUGACGGAGUAUAACAUGACUUCAAGACUAGUAUCGGACUGCAAGUGUGCGGUAUUGCAUUUCGGAAGUAAUGUCAUUAGUGGUAACAAAUGCGUCGGCCGCGAGCCCCUCGUUUGUGCAUGUGAGACACAGCAAGCACGCGGCGAUUCAAUAUAACAUUCACGCUCAUCGGUUUGUUUUCCAAAUCUUACCCAAUUCAUUUUUCGUGAUUUUAACCCGCGUUAUCUCCUCACAAUCUCCGUGUAAUCCAAUCAGUCAGUUAUUAUCGCUUGUUGCUGACUCUCAUACUGUACCAGCUCGGCCUAUCUUGAUUUUGCCGCUGGAACGUGGAGAUAAUGGUGCGAUGGCCUUUGGGUUAUUUCGGGUGGAUAUAUGUUUCCCGUCUAGUCUCGGUCUGACCCCGAAAGCAUCUGCAUUUGCUCUUAGCUCGAAAUACUCGCGAAUGUCGGAAUAAAAAACGCAAAUGAGGUUUGGCGAGGCGAAAAAGGAAUUGCUCUCGACGACAUGACGGGAAAUUUUGCGAUUUAGCUUAUUCACCGUUCGUUUAGUCACUCGCUUGAUUUUUGCUCUCUCCUUGACCUCAUCUGGGGUUUAUUAAUCUUCACACAUGCAACCGUUAAUGGCGUUGAAAACGAGACUCUGGUUACGUCGGGUUUGGCGAUCUUUCUGAAAUACGUUGCCUUGUGAACUUGUAAUUUAAUUAUGCCCUGCUAACAGGACCUAUUUUCCAGAAAGAUCGAAGGGACCUUGCUCGCAGGAGAUCUGAAUUAUGGACAAUUUUAUCAAACGGUUCGUCUAAUUAUCAGCGCCCUUAUCAAACACGCGCGCACACUUCUUCUACAAAUUGAUAUCUCCCACGAGCGCUUACGACAUUUGUUCCAGCUAAGAUAUUUGUCGCCCUUUCCUGUUAUUUUCCUCUUUUGUUCUCUACCCUUUCCCGAACGCAAAUCCUUUUUUCCCAGCUCCUACGCUAAAAUGUUGUCUCGAAAAAAGACUGUCGAAGUCGCAUUUCAUGAUCUCAGACGGUACCACUGCAACUGUAAAAAAAAAAUAUCUCCCGUGGCUUAACUUGAUACUGUUUAAGACUCGCCAAAGAUCACACCACCGUGUCGUGCCAGUGGAUGGCAAGCGUUUGAUUUGAGACGGGAGAAGAGCGCGCCAGCUCUGUCAACAGUACGGCGCGAGAUAAUUAUAGAGUGCGCGCACGGCAUGUAGUUUAUUUACUCUCACGGAAUUGCUGUAGCAGCGUUCGAGGCCUACGUAUCCUGCGAAAAGGAAAUGAGUUCCAAUCAAAAUUUUCCUCGCCUCCAGAAAGACAAAAAAAGAUAACAGAGUUGCUGAGGUUUUGAAAGUAACACUUCGACGCCCACGUGCUCUGAGAUCCCUUGGCGAUGGCCAAUAACAGAGCUUAGUUAAGUGGUUUCAACACACCUACAUCCAGCGGGUGUUUAUGUCCUUGACACGAGCCAUCUGAUUGGCUGCGGUUUUCCGCUCGACCAAUCAGCGAGAGAGGUAACAUAAUAUGUUGUCUCGCUUGAUUGGUCAGGAUAUUAUUAUAUGUGUGUUUUGAAUAUCUAUACGCCAAUAUACGAAUUGGCACGAAGUUCGAUUUUUCGGCUGGAGAAUUCUCAGUCCUGGUUUGAAAGCGUUAGAAAACAACUGAUUGCGGUGGUAGAGAUCAUGACGGAACAAACGAACCCCGAAAUUAAGAAGAACGAACCGGACAUCGCUCAGGCGAAGAAUAUGGAUUUAAGCAGCGCCAUCGCAACUGCGGUAAAUCAUGUCUUAGAUGGCUACGACUGGUCUUUAAUUCCGCUGCCUGUUAGAGUGAACGGAGGCCAUAAACACAAGCCACACGUUAAGAGACCUAUGAAUGCCUUUAUGGUUUGGGCGCAGGCGGCGCGGAGAAAGCUGGCUGAUCAGUACCCACAUCUUCACAACGCUGAACUGAGCAAAACAUUAGGAAAACUGUGGAAACUGCUGAAUGAUGCGGAGAAGAAGCCCUUCAUCGAAGAAGCAGAGAGACUGCGGCUGAAACACAAGCGAGAGCACCCCGAUUACAAAUAUCAACCGCGGAGAAAGAAGCAAAAAGGCAACGGCGGUCCCGAUCAACCGGAGGCAACAAUCUCAGCCGAUGAUCUGUUGAAAGUCCUGAAAGGCGAUACACAGCUGGUGCCAAAAUCUGGAUGCCAAGAGGGCAACUGCGCGAGCCCAGAAAGCAGCUUAAGCGAAGAAGCUAGCAGCCCGGGCUCCAGCAGUUCAGCAACUUCGCCUCCAACUACCCCCACAGCCACGGUCAAGUUGGAAGGUGGACUGAAGUUCUCCGAGGCGAGCGUGUCAGAGUCUGACAUCCCAGGUCCUCCAUCCAGCUUUCCUGCCUGCCCAAAGAAAACAGAGCAGAACAGCGGCAACAGCGCGAUCGACUUUCACGUUGAAAUGGGCGACCUGACCACAGAUCUAAUGGUGGACACGACCGAGUUCGAUCAAUAUCUGCACUCGUAUACUCAGCCGCUGCUGUCCACACCACCUUCAACGGCCUCGUCCGUCACGUUUUCCUCUCACGGCUUCACCCAAACACACGGAGCGAACAAGUUCUUGUCGAAUAAUAAUUCCGUCUCAUCCAGUUACACGGAGUUUAUGGAACAGCUACAAAAGCUUCCCUCGUCUUACCCUCCGAACCAAGUCGCUCCGUCAGCCCUGCAGCAGAGAAACCAGCCUGAAAACGGUGCCUUUCAAUUCCCGUUCGGUGAGCCUGAAGUCAGUGGUAAUACCUCACGGGCCUUCGCGAUCUCCAAUGUUCCUUCUAUUGUUGUUCCUGCUUCAACACCAACCACUACCGCACAGAACCCACAGUCACCUCCCUCUCGUCUGCACACACUCGUUUGGAAGUGAACGAUCUCAAGGAUCAGGAACAUUAUUGACGAAUUAGCUCCUAUGGAGCGAGGAUUUUAAUUUAACUUGCUGCCAUGGGCAGCUUUCAGCUAGGAGAACAAAAUUUCGCAUGGCUUCGAUUACAGAAGCUAUAAACACGCUACCACACACGGUUUCUUGUUAGCGGAAUCGAAGCGAUGUGCCUCGCAACCCGAUUUUACUAGAACACAGCUUAUUGUAAAAUUCACGGAACGAUUCAUGCGCUUGAAACCGAAUAUUAUUUUAUUUGGAGCAGAAUUUUACAGUUCUUGUUUUCCCUUUCCGCGAAAAGCCAAAAAAAAUCUCUACAUGCCAACUUUUGUGUCUGACACAUCAUCUGACAGGCGGUAGAAAAAGACCAGGUCGCAGUGUGUUAUGUUGCAACAGAGCUACCAAGUUCUUAAUUUAUAGCGUUCCUCUACAUUAGAGUGCUUGCCAAAUGAAACUUGAUUUACGAUUCUAUCCUCAUGUAAAUAAGAGAUCGAUAGAGAUGAUAGCUUUUGUAAACGUCUUGCGGUAAUAAUCAGAGAAAAAAAAAAUAGUCAUUCCUGUUGUGCCUUGGGCUGAAAUCGCGUAUUUGAUGUUUCCAUUUUUUGGCCAAUAAAAUUAUUUUUUCACGAGAUAA